Messenger RNA from Carassius gibelio (silver crucian carp), 1548 nucleotides. RefSeq names its product snake venom vascular endothelial growth factor toxin VR-1'-like. Lineage: Eukaryota; Metazoa; Chordata; Actinopteri; Cypriniformes; Cyprinidae. Gene Ontology annotation, molecular function: vascular endothelial growth factor receptor binding; growth factor activity; chemoattractant activity. Gene Ontology annotation, biological process: response to hypoxia; positive regulation of mast cell chemotaxis; positive regulation of protein phosphorylation. Bases 220 to 645 code for a protein of 141 amino acids. The transcript has 3 exons. The record is from RefSeq and is a predicted model, not a curated record. Gene Ontology annotation, cellular component: membrane.
GGGCCAGUGAAGGGGAGGAGCUUAGAGGGUGGGCUGAUCACUGCCAACAAACAACACUGAGCCCAUUGCCAGAAGGGAUUUCUUCAGAUUUCUUUUGACACCUGUAGAUUAUUUUAAGGAGCUACUUGGAUCGUUCGAGCGCCACCUGACUGAAUGGCUGUCCAGCGGUGGAUGAAUUAAAAUGCAGUGUGUUCUGGAGAGAGUGUAUGUGUGCAGUGCAUGGACACUCUCAACAUGAAGACAUUGAUCUGUGUGUCGCAGCUGGCUGUGAUUCUGCUCUACGUUCCUCUUGUACAGGUUUUAACCAUUCUGGGCAAUUCCCACUCCAAAGUGAUGCUGUUCCCUGAGGCGUGGGGCCGCAGUCAGUGUCGUUCUCUGGAGCAGAUGGUGGAGGUGGAGCAGGAGUAUCCCGGAGGAGUCGAACACAUCUAUAAUCCCGGCUGUGUGCCGCUGCUGCGCUGCUCCGGAUGCUGCAACGAUGACAAACUGACCUGUUUCCCCGCCAGCACACACAACAUCAGCAUCCAGGCACAGACACUGUCACCUCAGACACACACGCUGCUUGAAGAUAAGAAUCUUCUACACACAGCUGUUUUCAUUAAACUGCAGCUCAGUGACGAAACAUCAACAAAAACAUCCGGCUGACUUCUGAACACACUGGAAUCAGGGUUAUUAACGAAAACUAAAGCUAAAACCAAAACCAUAAAAAAAUUGUUACAUGAAAUUAAUAAUAAAAAAAAAACUUUGACUAAAUUAAAAUAAACUCUUUUUUUUUAACCUUACUCAUUUUUAUUUAACUUCAUGCACUAAGUAAACACACUAAACCUGAAAUAAGAGUAAUAAAAUCCCUAUUAUUAUUAUUAUAUUUUUAAUUUAGCAUUUGUUGUUUUUAUCACUGCAACAACAGAAAAUCAUAGCACGAGUCUUGCCUUACCUAGAGUAUUAAAUGACAUUCUGUUAUCAGUUGAUUUAGGGCAUUCGGUUAUUCUAGUUUUAUCGGACCUGAGUGCUGCAUUUGAUACAGUUGACCGUACCAUUCUUACUUUUUACAUCUUGAACAAUGUGUUAGUAUUCAAGGCCAAACCCUAAACUGAUUUAAAUCCUUGUUUAAUUUGUGAUCUUCUCAGUAGACAUCAGAAAUACGGUUUAUUCAGUUGCUCCUCUGACUUAUGGUGUUCCCCAAGGGUCUAUUCUCGCCCCGACCCUGUUUUCUUUGUAUAAGCUUCUUCUAGGUAAUAUCAUUAGGAAACACGGAGGGCCAUUUCAUGUUUAUGCAGAUGAUACACAAAUAUAUCUGCCUCUGAAUCAAAAAGACAUGAAAGGGUUAAGAAAUCUGUUUGAAUGUCUAGAGGACAUGUCUUGUGCUUAAAUUCUAGUAAAACAGAAGGUAUUGUAUUUUGGGCCUCAGGUGAAUAAGGCUAAUGUAAACCAUAAUCUGGGAUAUUUUAACUCCUUUAUUAAGCAUACUGUGAAAAAUUUAGGAGUGCUCUUAAAUACCUCCCUGAAAUUUGAUCAUCAGAUAAACACAGGAGUUUUUUCCAUAUAAAA